UGAUUUGUUGGUAAUUAUACAUAAUUAUGAAGGGCUUCCUGUUCAUAACAUUAAUUCACCUUAUUCUGAGAAUCUGGGCCAUACCUAGACAAUUUGAUAACGGUAAAAAUGAAGAGAGAAUUGUCGGUGGAAACACAACCACUGUAGAACGUUUUCCGUAUAUUGUUCAACUGUAUCAUGCAAAUAGACGAUGGGGUGGGGCCAGCAUUCUUUCACCGUGUUGGGUCAUCACUGCAGGACAUUGUACUUAUGGGGAAGAUAUAAGCAACAUUACAUUACGUGCCGGUGCUUCUGAGUCUAAUCAAACAGCAAGGACGCCAAUUACUCUAGCAGAGAUAUUCCUUCAUCCUCUGUACAAUGACACAACGCUAGACUACGAUAUAAGCAUUCUCCGCCUGAAUGAAGAUCUUGUUUUUGGAACAACAAUUAGCCCGGUUUCUUUACCACCGCCCGACAUUGUUUUACCUGCUGGAACUUGGGCUACCGUUGCGGGUUGGGGUGAUCUAGCAGAUGGAGGUCCCGGUUCAACUCAAUUGCAGGCCGUGACUGUGCCAAUUAUUUCCAACGAAGAGUGUAUCCGUCUUUACGCUAUUAACGACACCGGCGUCAUUAUUACUGAUAGAUUGCUAUGUGCUCUUUAUGCACCAGGAGGAAGAGACGCUUGUAAUGGUGAUUCUGGAGGACCAUUGACGGUGAACGGUGUACUUUAUGGAUUGGUUUCUGACGGCUUAGGUUGCGCUGAUCCCAGAUAUCCAGGAACCUACACCAGUGUCUCAAAUUUACGCUCCUUUAUCGAAGAAGUUACGGGGCUGUGAUUGUAUGGAUCUCUUGACGUACCUUUUCUAUUUGUAAAUGUUUAUUAUAAGUUAUUGAAAGUUUUGGGUCAAGACUUUGAAUAAAUGCGGCUGUUGAUGCUAGAUAA
Messenger RNA from Agrilus planipennis (emerald ash borer), 922 nucleotides. Its product is annotated as trypsin-7-like. NCBI's taxonomy places the organism in Eukaryota, Metazoa, Arthropoda, Insecta, Coleoptera, Buprestidae. The record is from RefSeq and is a predicted model, not a curated record. The transcript has 4 exons. Gene Ontology annotation, molecular function: serine-type endopeptidase activity. The coding region runs from base 27 to 815 and encodes 262 amino acids. Gene Ontology annotation, biological process: proteolysis.